AGGAGGCAAUGUUCUUCCUCACCCUCAUCCUUGUUCUUUCCAUUGAUUUCUUGCUUCUAUAUAUUACUUGCUUCUUUUCUUGAUCAUGUCCCUUGCUGGUAAAAUCAGCUCUGAAAUUGGUGUUCAGGCAACCGCUGCAAAGUGGUUCAACCUCUUCACAACACAACUUCAUCACGUUCAAAAUCUUACUGAUAGAAUUCAUGGAACCGAGCUGCAUCAUGGUGAAGACUGGCAUCACAAUGAGUCGGUCAAGCACUGGACUUAUACCAUAGAUGGCAAGGUUACAACUUGCAAGGAGAGUAUUGAAUCCGUUGAUGAAGAGAACAAAACAAUCAACUACAAGCUCUUCGAUGGAGACAUUGAUAAUCAGUUUAAGGUCUUUAAGCUCAUCUUUCAAGCGAUUGAUAAGGAAAAUGACAGUGCUAUUAUCAAAUGGACAAUUGAAUAUGAGAGGAUUGGUGAGGAAGUUGAUCCUCCAUAUGGCUACAUUGAAUACGUCCACAAAUGCACUAAAGAUAUUGAUGCUCAUCUUCUCAAGGCAUAACUCCAAAUAAACAAUAUAAUUAAAAAGAAAUAAUGGACUUUGCCUUAUUAUCUUUAUAAUCGAGAAGGAUAUGCUUGCUAAGUCCUUCGAUUGUAUGAAAUAAAUUUGGAUAUGCGUGUCGGUGAUGUCAACUGAAGUGUGUUGAAUUAUAUGUUAAAGAGCUCCAUGUGAUGCUGAUGCAUAUAAAUGAAUAUUUCCACUUUAAGAAAUAUAUAUUUUUAUGUUGUGUUUUA
Messenger RNA from Glycine soja, 777 nucleotides. RefSeq names its product MLP-like protein 43. Bases 86 to 544 code for a protein of 152 amino acids. The transcript is spliced from 2 exons. Gene Ontology annotation, biological process: defense response. The record is from RefSeq and is a predicted model, not a curated record. Lineage: Eukaryota; Viridiplantae; Streptophyta; Magnoliopsida; Fabales; Fabaceae.